UAUGAUUGGUCGCGAGCGGUGAUUGACACGCUAGCCAGCCACUGACGUUAGCGGCUGUGAAUUCCUUCCCGUUAGUGUACCACCCCUGCAACGCAUCACGUGAUUGGUUGAAACCACACCGGCCUCCGCUCCGGUAAAUAUGGCGGAGGUCAGCUUGAGGUUGUUACGGAGUAAAGCUCGCCACCGUUUAGUAGAAGAGAGGAUUGCGUGUGGCGGGAAACAUGCCUGCAUGUUGGUCCUACCAUUUGUGGCACCCAGUGAGCCUAUUAACGCUGAUACCAACUUUAGGAUGCAGUUAUAUACAUUGUGGCCCUCAGGGGCCCCCGGGAGCCGGACUGUAAAGCCCAGACAGGGGGUGCGUGUGUAUUCUCAAUGGACUGGAUCCAGAGCCUACUAUCACCAAAAUGGCAGUCGCAGAAAUGGCACCCAGGGCGUGGAGUCUUCUCUAUAUAAGAGCCGCACUGCGUACUACGACAUCUUGGAGGUGACGGGUAACGCCACACAAUCCCAGAUCAAGACGGCCUAUUACAAGCAGUCCUUCCGCUACCACCCAGACCGGAACGCUGGGAGCGAGGACGCUGCCAGGCAGUUUGGGCACGUGACGGAGGCCUACCACGUGCUGGGCAGCGUCAGCCUAAGGAAGAAGUACGACCGUGGCCUCUUGAGCCUGGAAGACGUCCGCUCCGCCAAGAAACCUAGCGGGAAGAGCAGUAGCCCUUCACGUAAAGAAGCCGGUGGCCAGAGAGACGCGUCCUCAUCCUCCAGGACCCCCGCCAAGCCCAUGUUUGAUUUUGACGCCUUCUACCAGGCCCACUACGGGGAGCAGCUGGCCCGGGAGCAGCUGUGGAAGGCACGGAGGGAGCACAUAGAGAAGAUGAAGAAGCAGGAGAAGAACAUGGCCUUCCAGUUCAACAAGCUGGGCGAGGUGUCCGCUCUGCUGCUCGUUGUGUCCGCCGCCGCUCUGGUCCUGUUGCUACGAUAAAGACAAUUUCUCCAUGAUAUCGUAUACAAGAAGAAACGUCGUGGGAAUGGUUUAAACCAGUGUUUGCCAAGCAGGAUACCUCUAGCUGUUGCAAAACUACAACUCCCUGCAUGCCCGGACAGCCUUUGGCUGUCCGGGCAUGCAGGGAGUUGUAGUUUUGCAACAGUUGGAGGCUCCUUGGUUGGGGAAACACUGGUUGAAACCAGUAAACCAGGUUUUCCAAUGGCAGUUUUGGCUUAUAAUGAAUGGGGGAAUCAUAAGUGUAUGUGGAUGUUUCCAUACCUCUUGUUCAUUUUAAUGCAAAGUGACCCAGCUUGGGCUAAGUUCACACUGCUGUUAUGCUUCAUCCCAUUCUUGGUCUGUUUAUUUGCUGCCGAACAGACCUAGAACGAGUCAGGGCACAAUGGACACCACUGACGGAUCCCGUUGACUUAUAUGGGGUCUGGCAGGGAUCCAGUAUUUUACAAGUUGAGCGGAGGAAAACAAAUAGGACAUGCACUAUUAUUUUAUUUUUUUUCCUUCGCUCAACCCAGUCAUUACGGUAAACUGGCCGACAGAGCUCUAUUUACUAGAGCACAAAGGCAGUGUGAACAAGCCCCUCUCUGGUGAUAAUGUAAAGUGAGGGCCCCCGGUGUCCAGAUUGUCUAGACAUAAGCCGGCAAGACAUUCAUUGCACAUACAAUUGAAUGUAUUCUAAUUGACGGGUGUAAAGAAUCCCUUUUUAAGGGUUUUUCCAAUAUUAGAAAACGUGGCUGCUUUCUACCACAUCAGAUUGUAGUUCACCCUUUUGGAAGUGAACGGGCCUGUGUGGCAAUACCUUACAUAACCUUAUUGUGUGUAACGCCUAGAUAAAGUGAAGGGACAUAAUUUACAUCAUCCUGUUUCUGAGCUUUCCCUGGGCCAUGACCAUAGUUCUUGUAAUCGGGUUUUGCACAUUGUUUAAAAAAAAAUACAGCAGCAGAAUUCUGAUUUUAUUGUUAUAAAUUGUGAUCUGUAGAAAUGUUCUUAAAAGGGAUACUUUUUUUUUUAAUUUUUUUUUUUUAUUAACUGGUACCAGAAAGUUAAACAGAUUUGUAAAUUACUUCUAUUAAAAAAUCUUAAUCCUUCCAGUACUUAUUAGUUGCUGAAUUCUACAGAGGAAAUUCUUUUCUUUUUGGAACACGGCUCUCUGCUGACAUCUCUGUCCGUUUUAAGAACUGACCAGAGUAGGAGAAAAUCCCCAUAGCAAACAUAUGCUGCUCUGGACAGUUCCUAAAAUGAAUUGAGAUGUCAGCAUAGAGCACUGUGGUCAUGAUGUCAGCAGACAGUUCUAUGUUCCAAAAAGAAAAGAAUUUCCUCUGUAGUAUUCAGCAACUA
Messenger RNA from Hyla sarda, 2338 nucleotides. It is a transcript of the gene DNAJC30, whose product is annotated as DnaJ heat shock protein family (Hsp40) member C30. The transcript has a single exon. NCBI's taxonomy places the organism in Eukaryota, Metazoa, Chordata, Amphibia, Anura, Hylidae. The record is from RefSeq and is a predicted model, not a curated record. Bases 140 to 982 code for a protein of 280 amino acids.